Hyla sarda is the source of this 2473-nucleotide messenger RNA. RefSeq names its product DNA damage-regulated autophagy modulator protein 1-like. Lineage: Eukaryota; Metazoa; Chordata; Amphibia; Anura; Hylidae. The transcript has 7 exons. The coding region runs from base 629 to 1456 and encodes 275 amino acids. The record is from RefSeq and is a predicted model, not a curated record.
CCUACACAAUGGUGGUUUUCUACCUUUUUUCAUUCCACCCCACAAAUUAUUAUUAUUAUUAUUUUUAUAUUUCUCAAUACAUUAUAUGGUAAAUGAAAUGGUCCUGCCCUUUUGUGCUGGAGGGAUGUCCAAUGCGGCCAAAACCUUCACCUAUUAAACCAACAUUUUUGGGGGUCAUAAGUAUAAGUGUUGUAAUUCCUACAAAGUAUAAAAGCUGGUGACGUCCUGUAAGUUAGUUUUUGUGAGGGGUUGUAGAGAAGCCGGAGCUCUCAUAUAGGGCACAUUGUGGGGCACAGACAUCUCGUGUUGGCAGUGGGCAGUAGUAGAGAACAGAUCUCCUCUGCAGCCCUUAGUAUCACAAGAAUUCUUCAUGUAGGUAGUUUUGAUAAUAACUUUAUAUUAGGGGUUAUUUGUGAUAUUUCCAUAUACAGAUUUGUUGUAUGGAUAAUUUUAAUACUUAUAAUACACCAGCAGCCAAAGACAUGUGACAUCAUCAAUAGAACCUGAUGACAUCACAGAUGGUGGUCGGUUAUACCACUCCACGAUAUAGGAAAACUCUUCACUUUCUGUUAGUUCAGAUUGAAAGCGCUUAGUUUUUCUAAGAGUGAUAUAUAUUUCUAAAUCUAAUAUGACGAGCCCAACCCUGGCUAUCCUGCCAUUGUUUUGGGCAAUAUGGACCUUCGUGGGUGUCCUGACCACCUUCACCAUGACCAUCAUACAAGGUCAUUACCAAACAGGAAUCAUCAGCAUCAGUGACACUGGAGAAUAUUAUCCCGAAUCGAUCGUGCUGGCUAUAGUGUCCACAGUAUCUACUCUGCUAGAGGCCGGUAUUGUGUAUAUCGUUUACAAAUCGAUGGAGAUCCAGGCCCUGAAGAGAAGCUUUUGUAGAGUCACCUGUCAAACAUGGAUGCUGACAUUCGGGUGGAUGAUGUGCAUCGGAAACCUGAUAACCCCAUUUCUACAGGAUUCACCAAUGCUCAAUAAUAGCUGCCUUGCGGUUUUAUCAAGUACAAUCAUAUACGGAGGAAUAUCUGUGGCAACUCAGUUGUACCCAGGCUCCAGGGACCGCAAAUGUAGGCGCAUUACUACCACGGUGCUGGCGGUGAUCAUCUUGCUGGCUAAUAUUAGCCGGCUGUCCUUUAAAAUGAGUGCAGUAUAUACCUGUACAAGUGACUACUGCACACAGUCUUCCAAAAUGACACUGACUAUCCUGGAGUGGAUCGUAUUAGCAUGCUCCUGUAUAAGCCAGAUAUUGCUAUAUUGGGACUUCCAGGUUCUUACUACGACAACCAAGAGGAACAUGAUAGACGCCAAGAGCAUCUUGAGAAUUGAUCCAUUGACAGUGCCUCUAUUAGAUGGAGCAUUAGAGGAUCAACAACAUCACCUGACACCAGAUGAAGCAUCAUGUGACUAUGUUACAGUAGAGCUAUUUUCGGCAGAUGAUACAGCACCAUAAGACUAGGAGUGAUAGGUUCCCCCUGGAAAAGCCCCUCCCCCCCCCCCCCAAAAAAAAAAAAAUUGAUAAAUAGAUCUAUCUAUCUAUCUCAUAUCUAUCUAUCCAUCUAUCCAUCGUGAGAAGGUGAAGGGCAUGGUGGUUGAUGGGCGAUAUGUGUCACCAAGGCUCCUGGCCUUGGUGAAGUAAGAGCCGGUAUUUAUUCAGUGUCUGUGCUGCAAUGCAGUCUGACACUAUGGCUGUUGUAUGGCUGGAAGGCCAAUCCGGGACUGCUCUUACUGGGAAUGACCAAGUGCAGGGUGGGGGUCAUUCCCCACAAUCCAGGCCGCCUUUUGUUGGCCUUAAAGGCAGCUUGCUUCACCAGCUGAGUGGGGUUUGCUAGUUGCAGCUCAAACUGACAGAGAGAGCUGCAUGUGGAGUUCUUCCCUGCGUUUGUUCCAAGGUUGGAACCUGGUGAACAUUCUGCCUGGAGGCCUAGGAAAGACUUGCUUGAUGCCGCAUGGCAUGUUCUCAGGUGUGAACAAACACCUAAGGAAUAUUGGUGGACUUUUGUUACGUUUUCCUUGGUUCUGCAUUUAAAGACUUUGCUUUGUGCCAAGUGUGAAUAAAACACUGAACUAUGAUUUGAAAAGUCCUGUUUCUUUGCCUACAUAUUGCAACUGCACCUAUUUGCAAGAGGGAGUCAUUACACUAUAUAUGUAAAUAAAAAUGCACAUGCUAGCACCUGUUGUCCUGUGUGACGCUGCUUCCUUGUGACUUUUCUAUCUAAAUAAAUAUAUUUUAUUACUUGGGUUUCCUUGUUUUAUGUGUCGAAAUAUUCUCUAGCACUGUAUAUAGAAAGACAUGUCAUUUAGGGCAAAAAUUCCUUAGUAGGUGUCAGGUGGAUUCUGGCCACAAGAUGUCAGCAGCAGAUUCUUAGAGUGCUGUAAGUUCUGAGGUGUGGCCUCCAUGGGUCAGACUUGUUUCACCAUUGCAUUCCCGCCACUGAUGACCCUGUAUAAUGCUAUGCAAUAGGCACAG